This is a messenger RNA of Drosophila albomicans, 1671 nucleotides long. RefSeq names its product ruvB-like helicase 2 (gene rept). Gene Ontology annotation, molecular function: ATP hydrolysis activity; DNA helicase activity; ATP binding. Gene Ontology annotation, biological process: box C/D snoRNP assembly; chromatin remodeling; regulation of transcription by RNA polymerase II. The coding region runs from base 150 to 1598 and encodes 482 amino acids. The record is from RefSeq and is a predicted model, not a curated record. Gene Ontology annotation, cellular component: Swr1 complex; R2TP complex; NuA4 histone acetyltransferase complex. Lineage: Eukaryota; Metazoa; Arthropoda; Insecta; Diptera; Drosophilidae. The transcript has a single exon.
UAGCCGGCGUUUGUUUUUCGUCGCCGAGCAACAGCAAUAGAAAUUUCAUUUAUUUUGUUGAAUCCAUACAAAUAAAUCGAGUCCAGUCGUCAACGAACAAGGAAAACUAUAAUUUGUACCUAAUAAAAUAGUUUGUAUACUCAAUAAAUAUGGGCGAAACAGAGAAAAUUGAGGUGCGCGACAUAACUCGCAUCGAACGCAUUGGCGCCCAUUCUCACAUUCGAGGUCUGGGACUCGAUGAUGUGCUCGAAGCACGCGCCGUCUCCCAGGGCAUGGUUGGUCAGAAGGACGCACGUCGUGCCGCAGGCGUUGUUGUGCAAAUGGUGCGUGAGGGCAAAAUCGCUGGACGCUGUAUUUUGCUCGCCGGCGAGCCGAGCACCGGAAAAACUGCUAUUGCUGUUGGCAUGGCCCAGGCUUUGGGCACUGAAACGCCUUUCACAAGCAUGUCUGGCUCGGAGAUCUAUUCGCUGGAGAUGAGCAAAACGGAGGCUCUGUCGCAGGCUCUGCGCAAAAGCAUUGGCGUCCGCAUUAAAGAGGAGACCGAGAUUAUCGAGGGUGAAGUCGUCGAAAUACAAAUCGAACGUCCCGCAACUGGCACUGGACAGAAGGUGGGCAAGGUGACCCUGAAAACUACCGAAAUGGAAACCAAUUACGAUCUGGGCAACAAGAUUAUCGAGUGCUUCAUGAAAGAAAAGAUUCAGGCGGGCGAUGUCAUCACCAUUGACAAAGCCUCCGGCAAGGUGAAUAAGCUGGGAAGAAGCUUCACGCGUGCCCGUGACUAUGAUGCAACUGGUGCACAGACACGCUUCGUUCAGUGUCCCGAGGGGGAGCUGCAGAAGCGCAAGGAAGUGGUGCAUACAGUAACACUACACGAGAUCGAUGUGAUCAAUAGUCGCACUCACGGUUUCCUCGCCUUGUUCUCUGGUGACACCGGCGAGAUCAAGCAGGAGGUGCGUGAUCAGAUCAACAACAAGGUCUUGGAAUGGCGUGAGGAGGGCAAAGCAGAGAUCAAUCCGGGAGUACUCUUUAUCGAUGAGGUGCACAUGCUGGAUAUCGAGUGCUUCUCGUUUCUGAAUCGUGCCCUCGAGUCCGAUAUGGCACCGGUUGUGGUGAUGGCUACCAAUCGUGGCAUCACACGCAUUCGUGGCACCAACUAUCGCAGUCCGCAUGGCAUUCCCAUUGAUCUGUUGGAUCGCAUGAUUAUUAUACGCACUGUUCCCUAUUCGGAAAAGGAGGUCAAGGAGAUCUUGAAGAUACGCUGCGAAGAGGAGGACUGCAUCAUGCAUCCCGAUGCCUUGACCAUUCUCACGCGCAUCGCCACUGACACAAGUUUGCGUUAUGCCAUCCAAUUGAUUACCACCGCCAAUUUGGUGUGUCGUCGUCGCAAGGCCACCGAGGUAAACACUGAGGAUGUGAAGAAGGUCUAUUCGCUGUUCCUCGACGAGAAUCGUUCCAGCAAGAUACUGAAGGAGUAUCAAGACGAUUACAUGUUCAGCGAGAUCAAUGAGCAUGAGGAGGAUGUCGCUGCUGCUGGUGGCGGUGGCGCCAAACGUCGCAUUGACACUGGCGAUGGAGAUGCUCAGGCCAUGGAGCAUUAAACUUAAUUUGUACAAUUCACAACAUUCUCACCCAGUCCCCCUCACAAAUAAACAUGCUUACAAUGUACCUCAC